This is a messenger RNA of Cryphonectria parasitica EP155, 3800 nucleotides long. Its product is annotated as DNA repair protein. The record is from RefSeq and is a predicted model, not a curated record. NCBI's taxonomy places the organism in Eukaryota, Fungi, Ascomycota, Sordariomycetes, Diaporthales, Cryphonectriaceae. Gene Ontology annotation, biological process: error-free translesion synthesis; error-prone translesion synthesis. The coding region runs from base 145 to 3501 and encodes 1118 amino acids. Gene Ontology annotation, cellular component: nucleus. Gene Ontology annotation, molecular function: DNA-directed DNA polymerase activity; deoxycytidyl transferase activity; damaged DNA binding. The transcript has 3 exons.
CCAGUAUGCAUGCCACUUUAUUCUAACCUGUCUUUGAAUUUCAAGUUUGGCACGACCAUGAAGGUCAGAUCAGUGACUUUUCAGUCUGGCUCGUUUGAUCCGCUGCUGCCGUGAUACGAGGACGCUGCCUCAGCCGUCGUCGCCAUGGGCAGUCGACUAGACAAGAACUCCAGCGCUGUGCGCAAGCGCAUCGAGGGCCACACAUUCUCUGACGAGGGAGGCGAGGAAUAUGAGGCGAGCUCCUUUGGUGGUUUUGGCGACUACAUGAGGCGGAAGAAGAUCAAGCUGCAGAACCUCGACGCCGAGCUCAGGGAUGCCAGCGGCAAGCCUCAGAUCUUCAAGGGCAUCGUUGCCCACGUCUCUGGAUACACCCAGCCGCCCCUGCACAUCCUCCACAGGGACCUCGUAGCACAUGGUGCCGGGUUCCUGCAGUACCUCGACGGCAAGACCUCGGCAACGCACAUCAUCGCUUCGUCGCUGACGCCAAAGAAGGCCGUCGAGUUCAAGGACUACCGCAUCGUCAAGCCGGCUUGGGUGGUUGACUCGAUCGCCGCGGGUCGUAUACUGCCGUGGUCCGACUACCGCGUGCUCGACGAGGGCCCGCGGCAGAAGCUCAUCAGCUUCGACGGUGGCAAGCUCUCCUCACAGGCCAACACGCCGCAGAGGGGCUACAACGACCAAAUCCAAAAGGGUUACUAUGCCAGCCAGUUUAGGAACUCGGCGAGCUCGGCUACAAGGUUGGAUAGUCGUAGUCCGUCCUCUGCGUCUCAGAAUCCUACGUCAUCCAAGUUCACACCAUCGAAGCUGCGGCCGGCCGAAAAUCCUGAUAUACCUCCAGACAAUGUGGGAAAGGGAAUGCCUGGAAACACCCACGAGAAGCCCAUGACGUCUGAGGAGCAUAAUGCCUGGCUGCUAUCCGAUCCAAGAUUGAGAAAGUCGUCCACUGCAAACCCCGGCUUCCUUCAGCAAUACUAUGACCAAAGCCGUCUGCACCACCUCUCGACAUGGAAGGCGGAGCUGAAGUCGAGGAUGCAGAGACUUGCCAACGAGAAGAGUGCAGGGUCGCGCAAGGCUAUCAAACGCCGCCCCGGAGCACGACGGUACAUCAUGCAUGUCGACUUUGACAGCUUCUUCUGUGCCGUCUCCUUGAAAAAUGCUCCCGAGUACAUCGACAAACCCGCUGUGGUGGCGCAUAGCACUGGUACCGGCUCGGAAAUUGCCUCGUGCAAUUACCCAGCGCGGAAAUUUGGUGUCAAGAAUGGCAUGUGGAUGAAGAGAGCACUGGAAUUAUGUGCGGAUCUCAAGGUUCUACCGUACGACUUUCCGGCGUACGAGGAAGCCAGCAGACUUUUCUAUGAGGCGAUACUAGAGGUCGGUGGCAUCGUGCAGAGCGUCAGUAUUGACGAGGCACUGAUCGACAUUACUUCGCUCGUGCUGAGCGCUUCAGGAUCAGACGGGCAUGGUGUUUCUGAAGGGAGCAUCUGGAGAGAGCAGGAGAUUGCCAACAAUAUUGCUACAGACUUGCGGGCAAGGAUCAAGGACAAGACGGGCUGCAACGUAUCCGUUGGUAUCGGAGGCAAUAUUCUGCUGGCCAAAGUUGCUCUCCGCCGGGCGAAACCAGCUGGACAAUACCACAUCAUGCAAGAGGAGGUCCUGGACUUCCUAGGCGGGCUGAAGGUGGAAGACCUGCCUGGCGUCGCCUACAGCAUCGGUGGGAAGCUAGAAGAAGUCGGCAUCAGACUUGUCAAAGACAUCCGCGAAGCUUCCAAAGAACGCCUCGUCUCUCUCCUGGGGCCGAAGACGGGCGAAAAGCUCUGGGAGUACUCCAGAGGCAUCGAUCGCGCCGAAGUAGGGGACCAGCCGGUACGAAAAUCCGUCUCUGCAGAGAUUAACUGGGGGAUCCGCUUCAUCAACCAGCCAGAGGCCGAAGAGUUUGUCAUGAACUUGUGCAAGGAGCUUGAAAGACGGCUCCUGAACGAGGGCGUCAAAGGCACGCAUCUCACCAUGAAGAUCAUGCGCAGGUCUCUCGACGCACCCUUGGACCCUCCGAAGCAUCUAGGCCAUGGGAAAUGUGACACGUUCAACAAGAGCGCCGUCUUUGGAGUGGCCACACAUAACGCGGUGACUAUUGGCAAGGAGGCUGUCUCCAUCCUACGGUCCUUUAGAUUCAGCCCGGGCGACUUGCGAGGCUUGGGUGUGCAGCUUCAGAAACUGGAACCGAUCAAGGCGUCUGCGGCGCCUGAUGGGAGCCAGAAGAGGCUGACAUUCGGCGCCUUCGUCGCUGCUUCAGUCAAUCCCGCAACAAAGAAAGCAGAAGCUUGUCCGACUAAGGGUAUUGACGAGAUAUCAGAAUUUGAUCCUUCUGAUGACCCCAUCGCGGAGGAUCCUGUGACGCCUCAGAAACCAAAACACCCUGCAGUACACCCGGCUCUGGCCCUCGCGAGAGCUAACGAGGCGGAUGAGAAAGCCAGCACGCCAUUGAAUAUGAUGGGGACACAGUUCAUUAUGCCGACCAAUCCGGAUGCUGCUGUCAUAGCGGACCUGCCCCAGGACAUUCGCAGCCGGCUGAUGGCCCAAUCAAAGCCACGUGGGUCUGGGGCUGGCCUGUCCAGGGACCAGUCCCCUGCAGGCAUGGAUGAUGAGAUCCCGUCUGAUAUCGAUCCUGAGGUGUUCAGCGCCCUCCCAAAAGACGUGCAGAUGGAGGUGUUGGCGUCGUAUGGUGAAAGACGUGGGCAGCCUAACCCAGCGCAGCCACAGACCCCCCAGGCAGACGGGACGGGUGCCCGUCAGCAGAUCAGGAAGAGCCCUGCCCAGCAACGGGGCCGAGGUGGGAUACGGGGCAUGCUGAGCCGGACUCGCGAGAGACAGCAUGAUGCCACUGCCGGGCGGGUACAGACCAACUUUGUCACCAUGAAUAAUAACAGGAGAGCAGCAAUGGAGACUGUCGUCGACGAGAUCAUCGAAGAGCUUGACCCGGCCUUCCUGGCCGAGCUGCCCGAGGAGGUUCGAAGAGAUAUUGUGGCAGAUCACCGCAGGCAGAAGCUGGCUCAACAGGCCGGACUCGGCCUGAGUCUGCCAGGUCCAGCACGGCGCAGUGCUGCUGGUCGUGCCAGGGAACUGACGAGCGGUGGACAGACCAAGAUCAACUUCCCGAAACAACCGGCAAAGGUUCCAUUUGCAGCAACAUCGCUGUCGUCGGUCCAGGAGGUGAAGGACAUGCUGAGCGCAUGGCACCGCGAGACGAAGGACGAGGGUCCGCACCAUGCUGACGUGCAAGUGCUCGAGACAUAUCUCGCGCGUGUUGUCACCGAGGAGAGAGACAUGGAGAAGGCGAGGAAGCUGGUCAGGUGGCUCGAUUGGAUUAUCGAAGAGGAGGAUGACGAAGAAGGAGCUGCUGCACCUAGUCGGGGGAGACAGCGCUGGAGAGAAGCUCUGGCCGGCAUCAAGAGUUCAGUGCAGGGUGCUCUGUGCGAGAGAGGCCUGGGCCCCAUGACAUUUUGAGUUACUUCAAAAGCGAGGACAUUUGGACAAUGGGUCGUUCAGUUUUGGUCUGAUGACGACUGAUGAUAAUGACAACGACGACGAUUACGACACGUCAGGGUGAAGCGCGUCCUUGUCGAGUUUUGACGGACAUGAAAUGAAUGGCAUGGCCACGUUGGUGGUAUCUGAACAACAGGCCGAGUCGAAUUAUCACACUUUGCCGACCCGGAUUUAUACAGGGUUUGAUAAAAAGGUUAUCCGUGUUUUCCCUCUCCUUGUCGCUUGGCUCUUAAUAGGCUGCUGACUGCGGGAGAGCCCAC